Molecule: messenger RNA, 922 nt
Organism: Syzygium oleosum
Lineage: Eukaryota; Viridiplantae; Streptophyta; Magnoliopsida; Myrtales; Myrtaceae
Product: protein phosphatase inhibitor 2
Exons: 4
Coding region: 139-684 (181 amino acids)
Biological process (GO): regulation of signal transduction
Molecular function (GO): protein phosphatase inhibitor activity
Source: RefSeq, a predicted model, not a curated record
UCUCUCUCUCUCUCUCUCUCUCUCUCUGUUGGAUUGCUGAAAGAUUUUACGUUUUUUCUUGAUUGUUGCAGAGGGAAGACGAGCUGGUGAAGGGAUUCUGGAUACUUCUGCGACCGAGAGGACCGGCAGUUUGGCGAGAUGAAGGGUAAGAAGAGCCGUGUGAAGUGGGAUGAGGAUAAUUUGGGUGAGAUAGAAGCAAAUAAACCCGUUAGGCAGAAAAUUACAGAACCCAAGACGCCGUAUCAUCCCAUGAUUGAUGAUGAUGGUUCGCUAUCUCCAAUGCGGGGUCAUUUUGAUGAGUGUGUCGAUGAUCACGCAGAAGCUAUACUUACUGCUCUAAAUGACGUGGCUUCUUCAAGUACAAAAACUAAUCAACGAUCCGGUGGCUGGACAUCAUCUGAGGACGAGGGAGAUGCUAUGGAACCAGAUGAUGAAGAUUCGGAAACUGACAAGAGCGGGAUGACCUUCAGGGAGCACAGGCGGGCGCACUAUGACGAGUUUUUGAAAGUGAGAGAACUCCGGAAGCAAGGCUCUUUGCUCGAGGAAGUAGAAGAGGAUGCCGAAUACAUGGACAAGGACGAUGGCGCGCGUGAUUCCUCCUCAUCUUUAAGCGCUGGCGUGAAGGACAUAGAGAUCGAGGACGGCACAGUCUCGUCGUCGGGGCCUCCGGCUAACGGGGCUUAAAAGGGCUCCACAAAAAGAUUGAGCCAAGACUCGAAGCUUACUGUUUUUCUUGUGAUCUUGUUGUAUGUUGGUUAUAUUUCGCACAAUCUUUGCUGUGUACAGGCAAAUGACCCUUCUUCCCACCUCGCGUGGCACUCUUGCCUUGCCGGUUUCAUCGAGCCGUCUUCUCGAUACGGCCGAAAACACUUCUCAAGGUUUUUCAACAUCGAACUACAAAUAUCCGUGUAUUCUCUUCGUA